CCUCGGCUGAACAUAAAAAACUUUUUAUAUUUGUAAUUUCUACUAUUUUAAUAAAUACAACCAAAAAAAAAACCGAAAAAAAAAAAAAAAAAAACAGAACAGAAAAACCGGAAAGAUCCUCUAAAUAUUACGUUUUCUUUCAUACUUUUCAGAACAACAUGAUAAGUAGCGAAAGAAGUCUAUGAGUGAUAAUUUUUCUCUAAAAGGAUCAAUCACAGUCACUAAUAGAGCAUAUAAAUUUCUUUUGUCAAAAUAUUAAAUAAAACUUCAUCUAUGUGAGAAAAUUGGAUGUUUCAUUGAAUCAGAAUGACGUAGUCUGUUUCAUCAGUCACACGAUGAUUUUAAUUAGCGGAUAUUUCUAUACAUCGUUGACACAACUGUAUGAAAUAAUCUUAUGCUAUUUGUAAUACAAUUAUAGUUUUGAGUCUAGAGGGAUGAUAAGCAAAAUACGAUAGACUCGCUUUUCUUAUGUAAACUUUGUCAUGUAUAAAAUUCCACAUCAGAUAAGAUAGUUGUUUAUACAUGAUUUAGUUCUAAACGAUGCAGAACUAAAAUUCAACAGUGUAUAUGGAUAAAAGGCAUAUAUAAUAUUUUUCAUUAUACGUGUGAUUUAUUGUCAUCAUGAAAAAGAAAUUGAUUGUUAUUUUUACUGAUGAGUUCAGAAUUUCUCGACUAUGAACAGAAAAAACAUUCAUUCGAAUAGUGUUCACAUAUCAAAGACAUUUGAAAAAAAGAACGAAAAGCUUUUAAAAGGUUUUAUAAAAAAGCUUUUUAUAGUGUUUUUUUAAUUUUUUACUAUCAAAUUUCUAAGAACAUACCCCCAAAAAAAAGUUUUGUUUAAGAAGUAAUGAUAAAAAAUUUCAUCAACAUUUUUGACAUCGAAAAGUCGAGUAUUUGUUCAAGUACUACUAUAAAAAUCACGAGUACGAGUAGAACCCGAGAAGUUGUACUUGAAUAUGAGUAUUCACUCAUAUUUAUUCGUUCCUUACAUACAUGCGAUCUAAGAGUAUAGUCAAUUGCUGAUAUAAAAAUAAUUUUAAAAAUUUCUGUAGACAAAUUAACUGAUCAUAGCAAAAUAAAAGAGAAUAUGACGUUGUUCUGAGAAAUCUAUACCAAAUAAACGCAAAUAUUCUACGAAAAAAUGAAAAUUUGCAAACGUGAUAUAUAUUUUAUUGGUUGUGAUUUUAAGUAAAAAAAAGAAUCAGACAAAAUAUUUGACAUUUUUCUACUAUAUAAAGAAGGUUGAGGAUAAAUGUGUUUCCAUCAAAAGCUGGAUUAUUAGGUAUAGAAAAAGAAAUUUGUUUCCAUUUGAGUAAUAUAGUCUACCGCCAAAAAAUGUCGACGUAGGAAGAAUGUUGAGACAAAUUGUUUCUUCUAAUGAGUCUAUAAGUCACAUAUUGUCUAAAAAAAUCACGUAUUACUUAAUAACAAAAGGAAACAUGAUUUUGUAUAAAAUGUCGACAUUUUCUACGAUUAUAUUCGACUAUUUCUCGAUCUGAGGUAAUAAUGUAUAUAUAGACAUUGAAAUAACAAUAACAGUGAUCGAAACUAUUUUCAGCUAUUUAUUCGGAACAAGCGGAAGAGAAAAAAACAUCUUUAAAGCAUGAAAUUGGUAUCGGUAUUAUAUCAUGUCAACUAGACAACUUAGUUAUAUUAUAAUAUGACGACAGAUACUAUUUUAAAGCUAUGUCAAAUUUAUUAUGGCGUAGAAGGCAUGUUGUUAAUAAAGUUCGUGAGAUUUUUAAGGUUAUAUAUUGUCUAAAUCUUCCAUAACAGGUUGUUUUAAUAAGUUUACAGCCGUGAGAAAAUAAGUUGAUAUAGUUUAUGAAACAAGAAACACAGAAUAUUCACGUGUUACAGCUGUUAUUGUAUAAUUAUAAAAAUGCUUGUUGAUGAUGGUACAACAACAUUAUUAUUCUACCAGAAAAAGAGUUAUUAAUUUCAGAGAAAAGAAAUUAUUUAUUGUUUCAGACAAUUACUUCUGUUUCAUGGGGUGAAAAAAUAUUUUUUCGUUUUUUCUAUUAAAAAACAAUAAAGAAUGCAGUAUCUAACGACAAACUGAGUACAAUGAUCAAUCUAAUUAUGAUUCAAGUAUUUUGUUAGAAAAUACAGUUUUUUCUUUUCCAAAUUGCGUUGAAAAAUAGUAUCAUUAAGUAUACGUUGCCUAUGGGUUUGAAAUAUUGUUGAAUUGUAUCGUUAUAACGAUUUUUGUCCAUUAUAUAUUAGUUUUUUUUUUAUAAUUGUAUCAAUUCUUUCUCGACGGUAGUGGAUGUAUUUAUUAAAAUGUGUUUGAUUAAUAAUGUUCAAUUUACUGUAGUUUAAAUAGAAAUAUGCAAUUUUUCAAUAAUAAAUGUUGGAAAACAUUGUACAAAUCGUUCUUUUUAUUUUGUUUAUUAACUGGAAGUGAUGAGAUAAUAUUGAACAAAAAACUUUCUUCAUGUUUAAUUUUAUUCACAAAAAUAUUAUCAUUCAUGAAAUUUGUCUAAAUAUCUAGAGUGUACGAUUUAGUCUACACCUAAAAAAAUUGCAAUUAUAUUAUCAAUUUGUUUUUGUAUUAUUUUUGUAUUUUAUUUUUACAGAAAAUAGAAAUAAUUAUGUAAUAAAUAUUUGUAUACGCUCUGAACAAAUAAUAAAUUUUAGACAUUGAAUAUAUAUAUAUAUAUAUUAUAUAAAAAUAUGUGAAUAAUAAAACAUUCAAUUAGAUAUGAGAAUUGUAUUUUUGACAAUGAAGCUAUUCAAAUAAACAACGCCAUUUCAAGUAUCUCAAUAUAUAACGUGUAUGCAUUUUAUAGCAUACAACAAAACGUUUAUUUGACAAAAAAAAAGAUUAAGAAUACAAUAUACUCUUAGCUUUUAUAGAUAUUUUUCUUAUUUGCAAUAAAAUCUAGUUCAAUCUAAACGUGUUGAAUGGAUCAAUAAAAUCUUUAUUAUUGAUAAUUUUUUUUGUUUUGAAAAGUGGGUAAAAUAAAAUCAUUAAGUUGAAUGAUUUAAGGCUCAUGAUGUCUUUUCUAAUAGUCAUCAACUUCAUUUUGUCGUUAAAAAAUGUAGAGAUUAAGCUAUUCUUACGUACAAAACAUACGUACAAAUAUGUUCUUUAUAGAUAAUGGAUCACACUAUUUAUCACACUAAAGAUAUCAAAAUGUAUUUUUAUCCAAUCAAAUUGUAUUUUCUUUUUCUAAUGAUUAAAACAUCAAUGUUCUGGUUAAGUCGUUAAAUCCAUACAAUGUGAAUCUUAUACUUGACGAGAUUUCAUGCAACAACUUUUCCUAUUAAAUAAAUAGAAUAUAGACUUUUCAAGACAAAAUUCUUAGUUUUGUCAUCGAAUAUGUACGAGAUUACUAUUAAUUCUGUAAUUCGCCUUUUUUUGAUGAGCACGUUUUGGAUAUAAAACAUGUUCGGUGAGAUUUUUGAUCUCAGAAUAACAGAUUAUUUUUUAUUCUAUUUGUUUCACACAUUUAUACUUGAUGUCAACUCUCAUUGAAGUUUAUUUCGUUAAAAUUGACUAUGAUAUUUUAAUAUUUUAUAAUAGUUUUACUUUAUUUCAUUCAUAAGAUAAACAUUUCACAUUAUUUCUGGUAGUAUUAAUAUCGAGACUAGAAUAAGGGCAUUUGUAUAACGAAUGAGAAUAUGUGUAUUGUUAUUUUCAAAUUUCAUUAUCUGAAUAUAAGACAACUAUUGAAUAAAAAAUAUUAUUUGUUCUCUAUAUCCUGUGAUAAGGUAAUUUCUAUAUUUUCUCAGAUAAACUAUAGGAUCUGAGAUAAAUAAAAAACGUAACAAUAAAUAUUAAAAAGGAUUACUGAUUAAUAAAUUUAAUAUUAGACUAAUGUUCAAAAUGCCCUGAUAUAGAAAUAUAUCUCACAUUGAAUCCACUGUAUGAAUAAUAUUUUGUAUUUUUCACGUAUACAUAUCUAUAUCGAAUACCUGGUGAAUAUAAUCAAAGUUAUCGAAUUUUUAUAAGAUUUUCUUAGCAAAAAAAUUGAAAAGUUUUUUUUUAAUGCUGUUACCUCGCGACACUCAUAGAAAUAUCUCAAUGUACACAUAUACAAUCUGGUGUUUUUCAUUUAUAAUGCCAAUUUAAACCGUAAGACGUGUCGUAUCAAAUAUAUGAGUUGACAACUAUUCAAUCAUAAUUUGACGGAUAAUAAUGAUGACAGUUAACAAAAUUAGUGUGUGUGAACCCAGAAAUAUGUUUUAUUUCUCUAAUGUGUUAAUAAUAACCGGCAAUAAGUGUAUGUUUAUAUCGAAACUAGCCGAAAAACUAUUAGAUUAUCACUUUCAUUUUUUUUCCUCUCUUCUUUCUGAUUUUUACAUACGUGCUUGCUGGUAUUUGACGUUAAUAUCGAUUUUUCGAGAAAAAGAGAAAAAAGUUAGACAUACAAGUCAACUAAGCCAUUUUUAAUUUUUUGUUUUCGAAAACCGACUAGCGUGGGGAAGGUGGAGACAAAUGAUGAAUUAGUAAGUUGAUGAUCUUGCUAGUUGGUCAGAUUAACUUAUUAACCCUACUACAAACGUUUUCAUGGUAGGUUUGUCCACAUUUGACUAAAGAGAUCUGCUAUCAGUUGAAGUCUUUUUUAUAACACUUAGGUGUAUCAUCUCUCACGAUAUCAUGAUUGAUACAAUAUACAAUACCUAUCAAUUGUAACAAGAAAAGAUUUGUGAUAUAAAUUUAACUUAUAUUGAAUAGAAAGGAGCUUGAAAUUGCAUAGGUCUAAUACUAGAUGGCACUUUCUCACUUUCAAAAUGACAAAUGUCUACAUCUGUUGUGCAAUGCAUUGUUGUUCUCCUUAGGAUGCCUCAUUGUAAAGAAAAUCUUACAAAUGAAGAUUAUGAUUAUUACCAGAAGAUAUAUAAUGAAAAAUCGUGGGCAUGGUGGUUAAAUCAUAUCGGUACAUUUGCUGUGUUUGUUGUUGGUUUCUGUGGUAAUAUGUUAUGUUUAGUGGUUUUAUGUCGUCGCCGUUUAAGACGUAAUUCUUAUACACAAUAUUUAAUUGCAUUGGCAAUUGUUGAUACGGGUGCAAUAUUGUCAGAAGUAUUAGUGGCAUCAGAUGAACUGUAUCAAUAUAGGUCGGAUAAACGGACGUUACUGCAACAUACGAAUCUCACGUGUAAACUAUACUAUUAUAUUCGUUAUAUAUUUUAUUCUAUGUCAUCAUGGAUCAUUGUUGCGCUUGCCAUUGAACGUUUAGUAGCAAUUAAAUUUCCCUUAUGGUCAAAACAUAUUUGUAGUGUUGUUAAUGCUCGGCGCAUCAUAUUCAUUGUACUGAUAUUUUCAAUGACAAUUCAAUCGUAUCAUACGAUUGUCAAAGGUCUCGAUUGUGGUCCAACAUCAUCGUCGUCAUCUGCCACAUCAACAUCUGUAUCCUCCUUUAAACCAAACAUAACGACAACACUUUUAGAUUUAUCAUUGACAACAGCAACAACAAUAACAUCAACAGUAACUAGUGGAACGACAUGUAGAUGUAAAACAUUACCAGCUUAUGCUAAAAUUGAUAUUGUGAUGACAAUCUAUGUCUGGCGUUUAGUUCUUAUGCUUCUUGUACCAUCAUCGAUAAUAAUUAGUGUAAAUAUUUUAAUAAUGAAUCAGUUAUAUAGUGAAUCAUCUUUGGUUGAUCAUAAAACAAGAACGAAUCAACGUAAAAAACUAAUAUUAUUAUAUAAAAUAUCAAAAAUGUUAGUUAUUGUUUCAUCAGUCUAUCUCGUUCUACAUGUACCCGGUUCACUAUUAGAAGUUCUUAAAUUUAUUUUUGUUCAUGCACUACAAAUAUGUAAUUCAAAAUUGCGAUAUUAUAUUUAUAUUACACACGAUAUUUUUGAUUUAUUGACAAAUUUUAAUUAUGGUAUUAAUUUUUAUUUAUACAUAAUUAGUGGAAAACAUAUACGUUUAGAAUUAUUGAGGGCAAUCGAUAUAUCUAAAAGAAACCGUGCCAAUCAUCGGCAACGAUCAAGUUUUUUUUCAUCAUCAUAUAUUCAUCUUUCAAAAAAUCAUCAUUAUAACCAUAAUAAUCAUAGUAAUUUCAAUCACAAUACGAGCACAGCUCCUAAACCAUCACUUCAACGUUUGUCAUCAUGUUAA
Messenger RNA from Didymodactylos carnosus, 6073 nucleotides. The record is from the annotation of a GenBank genome assembly. NCBI's taxonomy places the organism in Eukaryota, Metazoa, Rotifera, Eurotatoria, Philodinida, Philodinidae.